UCACAAAGUCACAGGCAGGUGGGCAUCUUUUCGACAGGGCUCUCAGGAAUCGAGCUGUACCACUCUCCCUGAUGAGCUGGGGAGGUAGCUCCCACUCCCAGACAGAGUUGGGGUCUAUCCUAUGCACAUCCAGUUCCUGCCAAAACCCUAACUCCCCAAAGCUCCCUGGGACAAAGGGAUGGUUUCAGGCACCCCUGGGAUUUGCCUGUUCGAGACUAGGACACACAGCUUGAGGCAGAGGUGAAUGGACAGGUAGGCUUCUUAGGGAGACAGCUGAAAGGUGGCAAGAAACAGGCAGCAGCUCUCCAGAGAGCCCUGGCAGCAUGGACAGUGACGAGCCUCUUGAGGACGAGACAAAAGAUGGGACUGAGAGCGAGUUAGCGCCCCAGAGCAGCGAUGCCAUGCUCUACGGUGAGGCUGAAGCUCCCUCCACUGUUGAGAAAGAGAAACCCACCUGGGAGGAUUCAGAAACAGACCUGGAGAUUGAAGGUGAAGUUUCCCAAGGAAGGAAGUGCCAAAAGAACAUUUGUGAAGCAAGGAGAGGAUAAUACUGGUCCUUUCGGGUGGAACCAGCCUCAGGCUGCCCAAGUCACACUUCCUGUCCCGUGCCCUUAUACUGAGAGGUCCUUCAUCACUGGACAAAGGGAGCUGUACCUGGAGGCCUGCAAACUGGUGGGUGUGGUGCCUGUCUCUUGCUUCAUUCGGAACAUGGAAGAGCCCUACAUGAAACUCAACCACCAUGGUUUGGGCCCCAUGGGUACCAAGGCUAUCGCUAUAGCCCUGGUGUCCAAUACGGCUAUCAUCAGACUGGAGCUGGAAGACAACCGUAUCAUGCAGGAGGGUGUCUUGAGCCUGGUGGAGAUGCUGCAUGAGAACUACUAUCUCCAGGAGCUGAAUAUUUCCAACAACAGCUUGGGUUUGGAGGGGGCCAAGAUGAUCUCAGAUUUCCUCCAGAAAAAUAUUUCUUCGCUCUGGAAACUUGAGCUUUCAGGAAAUAACUUCAAGGAAGAAUCUGCAGCCCUCUUAUACCAAGCCCUGUCGGCCAAUUACCGAAUUAAGAAGCUGAAUCUCAGUCACAAUGAGUUCUCUGAUAAAGGAGGGGAAUACCUGGGUCAGAUGCUGGCCCUCAAUGUAGGGCUCCAGUCGCUGGAUCUGAGCUGGAAUCACUUUCACGUUCAAGGAGCUGUGGCCUUGUGCAGCGGUCUGCAGGCUAACGUGACCCUGAAGAAACUGAAUCUGUCCAUGAAUGGCUUUGGGAAUGAAGGGGCGCUGGCCCUUGGGGAGGUCCUCAGACUCAACAGCUGCCUGACCCAUGUGGAUGUCAGUGGCAACAACAUCAGCAGCAAAGGGGCCUCCAAACUCAGCAGUGGACUGGAGUACAAUGAAACCCUCCAAGUGCUGAAGGGCGCAACUCACCAGCUGUUCUGCAGAGAAGCCUGCUGGGUCUCCCAACCAGGUGACCCAUUCCCAGGACCCUGCUCACUCCUUCAGCUCUUCCUGAACCCUAUAAGUAUGGAUGGGGCUGUUCUACUUAUCCUGUCCAUCAAGAAGAACCCCAAGUCUAAGAUGGAAGAGCUUGACAUUUCUAACGUGGUGGUAACUGAGCAGUUCUCGAAAAUCCUGGAUGGGGUGUAUGCCGUCCAUCCCCAGCUGGACGUGCUGUAUGACACAGUGAAAGGCCUCUCUGGCAAGAAACAAGCCCUCUCCCUGCGGAUGAAACCCAUGAAACUGAUCCAGAGCUACGCAGACCAGCACAAAAUUCCACUUGUGGAUUUCUUCAAGAGCUUGAACCCCACCAGAGCAAUGGAGAUGCCAGUGAGCGAGUUCCAGAGAGCUCUGCUACAGCAAAACAAGGUCCCUAUGAACCAGAACCAAGUUGGGGAGCUGAUGAAGAAGCUGGAGGACAGCAAGGGCAUGGUGAACUUCAGCUCCUUUAUGUAGUGAAGCUUGGGCCUCGGUCGUGCCCUGGGGGCCAGGCCAGACGCUUCCACCCACAAGAGAGGGACGAGGUGCACCUGCUCAGGCCCUGCCCAGUUCCUUCAAAGUGCAGAAGUCAUAGCAACAAGUGUGGUCUGGAAAGAAGUCCUGCAGGAGAGGAGUCCUGGCAAGGGGGAUGGUGGCAGCGAGGAGACUAAAGGAGAUGAACGGCAUGGCCAAGUCUGGGAGCAAGCAAAUAAAGUCUGGCUUGGUUCUGGGCGUCCCUGGGCUGCUGGUGUUGCGCCCUUCGUGGGAGCAGGGGGCCUUCUUCUUUUAGGACCACCGGCAGGCAAGUUCUGGGUGGCCUCGUUACAAGCCACAAAGACAAACUGGGACUGUGAUGGACUUGCUGGGCAGAAGGGAAAGAGCCACCAGGAAGAGGUCAGAGCACAGAAGCAGUUGUUCCAGGGUGGGAGGUAGGGGCAGAGGACACAGGGACUGAGCAAAGGAGGGAGGGACCUUUGGAAGCCAAUCCCAAGGGUCAUAUGCAGGGAGUCCAGGGCAGGAGAUCAAGAGACCUGGCACCUAGUUGUGGCCCAGCUCCACCUGGUGUGUGGCCUUGGAGCCUCAGUGGUUCCACCUGAGAAAUGGAAGCAAUGAAAUGAAGGCUUCCUGAUCCGUUCCGGAACUCAACUCUUCUCUUCCCCUCCCUUCCCUUCUCUCUUUUCUUUCUUUCUUUCUUUUUUUUCUUUUCUUUUCUUUCUUCUUUUCAUGGGACCCAGAGCCUGACCCAUGCUAGGCAAGCACUGUAUCACUGAGUCACAUUCCCAGCCCUGUACUGAAGCCACAUCCCUAUCCCAUUUUAAAUUUUAUUUUAAAACCAAGUCUUGCUAUAUACCCAGGCUGGCCUCAAACUUGCCACCUUCCUGCCUCAACCUCCCAGUAGCUGGGAUUACAGGCCUGCACCACUGGCGCCCAGCCUAAAGGGUUUUGAUUAACCUGGCCAGUCACCAUGGUGGACCGACAAGGGCAGGCACGGGAUCAGGUGGCCACCGGGGUUUCCCUGACCAGCAAGCACUGCAGAAGGCUCACUCCUGAGCCACUCUUCAAGGUGAAUUUCCAUGCACCGGGUGGUGAAAUAGGAAUUCAGAAUCAAAAUCAGGAUGAUGAAAAUAAAAGAAGCUGAAGCAACAAGGAAUUUAUGGGCUGCAGCUCACCAGUCACAUCAAGUGCUCUGUCCUCGCCUGUCCUGUCUGCCCAAAGAAAGCCAACUCUUUGAAGUCAGGAGUCGUGUCUUCCAAAUCUCUCAUAACCCAUAAAAUUCUCUAUGUUCUCUGCCUAUAACCAAGCACCCAAAAGCUGUUGGGAUCUGGGUGAGACCCUAAGAAUUAUGGGGCCCAGAAGGAGUGGCCAUGAAGCAUCCAAAUGUAUAGAGCAAAUUGCAAGCCUGUAAUGGUUAUGGAUCA
Molecule: messenger RNA, 3383 nt
Organism: Heterocephalus glaber (naked mole-rat)
Lineage: Eukaryota; Metazoa; Chordata; Mammalia; Rodentia; Bathyergidae
Source: RefSeq, a predicted model, not a curated record